This is a messenger RNA of Haliotis rubra (blacklip abalone), 1166 nucleotides long. RefSeq lists its product as uncharacterized. Lineage: Eukaryota; Metazoa; Mollusca; Gastropoda; Lepetellida; Haliotidae. The transcript has 2 exons. The coding region runs from base 1 to 768 and encodes 255 amino acids. The record is from RefSeq and is a predicted model, not a curated record.
AUGCCCAGGGUGAUACAGGUCUCACGAGUUUACCAGCUGAUUGAAGAUGGCUGCACAGACAUAGAGCUGUCCAAGGGAAUAAUCGGGGUGAACCUGAAACUUGAACAUGCCGUUUCGCCAAAAGAGCGCAAUAACAAUUUGCGACGCAAGGACACUUUGGUCAGCGCUAUGCCGGAGUGGCUGAGGGAAUACGAGAGAGUGGCUGUGAGACAGCAAGAAUAUCUUCAGAGAAUCAAGGACCUGCGCAAAAGCCUCGAAAACAGAGAUGAACAGUUUAUGAUGGUUGCGAUAGAGCGCAUGCGUACACUUAAGAGGGGGCGUUUCCGUGAUCCGAAAUACCCAGAAAUAUCUCAGAUGCCACGAAAGAUGUACUACAUGGGACCGGAAGCAUUUCCCCAACGUUCAUGUGUCUUGCACGAGCGACAGGGGAGAUUUUACAUGGCCCCGAAUGUUUUGCCACGUAAACUAGCUCCGCUUGUAAAAAACAAACGGCGUUUGGCACCGUUACCACCCUACGGUCCUGUUGACCGGCUUAAGACUGACUAUGAACCUAUUGAAAGUAUUGCUGCUCGGAAUAAGAUCAAUUUACAGCAUUACAUGAACCAAAGAGACAAAGGUUCCAAUGGCCCAUCACCACGUCAGCCGUUGUCAAUAACAACGGUGACGGUACAGAGUAGUGACGAUGAGGGGGAUCUCGAGGACGUGUCUAUGGAGUAUAUUACAGACGUCAGUUCUAGGAAGACCAUCAUUGACCCUCGUAAAGUAUAGUUGUGACCGACAUCAGGUCAGUCAAGACAGUCGUUUAACCUCGCAGAGGUUUAUUGGAGUAAAUGAGUAGACUCAAGGCAGACCAUCGAUGAUUCACAUAGAUCUUCACAGAAUACACAACAGACAUUGUCCCGUGGAAGAUCCGUAUACGUCGUCGUGGAGAUCAUUCCAUGGAGUGUGCAGCUGAGAUCAGGUCCUUCUUGGAUUGGGACAUCAGUCUAAGUAAACUUUGGCUCAGUAUUAUUCGUUACACUGCUAUACUGAGUCUAACAAAACCUAGUAGAAGGUUUUUUAUAGAGUGGAUUAUAUAACUGACACAAUUUCGUGGACUGUAUUUUCAUAGAGAUGACAUUCAGUGGAAUGUCGCAGCUAACACUUGUACAAGAGUAUCCCUCAGC